UAGGGGAAGGGCGCGGCAGAGGCGGGUCGGGUAGCUCACAGUACGCAGUUUGGUUAUGAUCGAGCGGACGCGGCUCAGUAGCUGGCUGGCUUAGCGGGUCUCAGCGCUGAGACAGCGGGCGGGGGAAUGGCUCCUCUGCGGGGUCCUAAGGCGGGAAUGGAGGAGCCGGAGCCGGGUGCGGGCUCCUCCCCGCGGCGCUUCACCUGGGAGGAGAUCGGGCUCCGCACGGGCCGGGGGCACCCGCAGCAGGAGCGGUGGCUGGUGAUCAACAGGAAGGUCUAUGACAUCAGCCAGUUCUACCGGCGGCACCCGGGGGGCGCCCGAGUCAUCAGCAGCUACGCGGGGCAGGACGCCACGGAUCCCUUUGAAGCAUUUCACAUUGAUAAGGGGCUGGUGAGAAAGCAUAUGAGCUCAUUGCAGAUCGGGGAGCUGGCCCUGGAUCAACCAAGCUUUGAGCCCACCAAAAAUAAAUUGCUGGUAGAGGACUUCCGGGAGCUGCACACCACUGUUGAAAGGAUGGGACUCCUCAACCCCAACCACCUCUUCUUCUUCCUGCUUCUCCUGCACAUUCUGAUGCUGGAUGUUGCUGGAUGGUUUGUUCUUUGGUAUUUUGGGACAUCUUUAGUGCCUUUCCUCAUCUCUACAGUGCUGCUGACUAUUUCUCAGUCCCAGGCUGGUUUUCUGCAGCACGAUUUGGGGCACCUUUCAGUUUUCAGCAGUACCAAAUGGAACCACUUGGUUCACGAGUUUGUGAUGAGCCAUCUGAAGGGGCUUUCAGCACAGUGGUGGACUCUCCACCAUUCCCAGCACCAUGCCAAGCCCAACUGCUUCCAUAAGGACCCUGAUAUUGCAAUGCAUCCCUUCUUGUUUGCUUUGGGAAAGAUACUCUCUGUGGAGCUCGGCAUGAAGAAGAAGAAGUUUAUGCCUUACAAUCAUCAGCACAAGUAUUUCUUCGUCACUAUGCCCCUGCUUGUGGUUCCAGUGUUCCAGUUGUACUCCUUGUACUUCAUAUUCCAGCGCAAACUAUGGAGGGAACUAGCUUGGACUCUGACCUACUUCAUCCGAUUCUUUCUUUUCUUCGAGCCCUUACUGGGAGUAACGGGUGUCCUGGGAUUCCUCCUGCUACUCAACGUCCUAGAGAGUAUCUUGUUUACCUGGAUAUCACAAUUGAACCACAUCCCUAUGCACAUUGAUUAUGAUAACAAUAUGGACUGGUUCUCUACACAGCUCCAGGCGACAUGCAACGUGGAUCAGUCCCUGUUCAAUGACUGGUUAACUGGGCACCUGAACUUCCAAAUUGAGCAUCAUCUUUUUCCUCGGAUGCCACGACACAACUACUGGAAGGUGACCCCCCUGGUGAAGUCACUAUGUGCCAAACAUGGCAUCGAGUACCAGAGCAAGCCCCUGCUCACUGGUUUUGGAGAUAUUUUGCGGGGAGUUUAUUGGAUUUCCUCUGCCUGGUUCCAUGCUUCUGCCCUUAAAAGAACAUUAAGAGACAAAUAGGAAGGACAAACACCUCUUGUUACAAGCAUUCUGUAUAAAAGAUCUCUGAAGGAUUCGGGGGAACUCUGGCUUGAUGCCUAUCUGCAUGGAUAAGCAGCAGCAGCUCCUAUGGAGGAGUUACCUGGGAUUGACUGCCAUGAAGAUGUAGUACACAGCAGGUUCAGGGAGAUGAGUGGGCCUAGUUGCUGCGGUGGGAGAGCUGUUGGUCUUAGUUUCAGUGUGAGUGUGGGGUUUUAUGAUACACUUUUUCUCCUAUUCUACCUCUGUAAGGUGUGGUAUGGGUAUAUGGGGACCACUAGAGGUUAACCUUACUAUGGGGAAGGUGGCUUUAGCAAUGGGAACAGCAGCCCUUCUCUCUGCUGACAUUUCCCUUGCUGUGUACGUGGCAGUGAAUCCUAUCCAACUUCUUCCUAGUGUGACAGAAUCAAAGUGAAAAUGGGGACAGUGUAAAUUCUGGGGAGAGAGAGAAUGUGGAGAAAAAAGGAGAAAAGCCAGUGCUGAGAAAGACAAGGAAGAGCCUUUAAAGGCUACAAUAUACAUUUAAAAUCUAUCAACUAAGUAUGUAAGCCACAAAGUGGAUGCGAGACUGAAUAGUGUGGACAUGAGAUUAGAGGGGACCAAAACUCAGGGUGGGGAUGGAUACAAGACCAUAGAGGUGAAAACACCAAGCAGGAUUACCAUGAAACCAGAGGCAGUACACAAGAACAUAGACAUGAGACUAGAGCUGAUAUGGCAUGUUCAGUGGACCCACUUAUGUGAGUGCCUUUUUGACUAUAUAUAUGUGUAAAACACGUAGAGAACCUCGAUCUCAGGUUAGUUGUCCAUUUGCAAUUUUUAGUGAAAAGAGUAUGAGCAGUUUCCCCCCUGCCUAAGGCAAAUUCAGGUGAAUAAAAGGGUUAAUUGAGCAAAUACUGAUAUUGCAUGCAUGAUAAGGAUAUACAUUAGUCCAGGGGAAUCCCCAGUCUAUUGGUUUAGGUGUUAAAAUACCUCUAGAGGUUUAGUUUAGGAGAAAGGUCUUGCAAGACUCAGAGGCAGAU
Messenger RNA from Chrysemys picta bellii (western painted turtle), 2540 nucleotides. Its product is annotated as acyl-CoA (8-3)-desaturase-like. The record is from RefSeq and is a predicted model, not a curated record. Gene Ontology annotation, biological process: lipid metabolic process. NCBI's taxonomy places the organism in Eukaryota, Metazoa, Chordata, Testudines, Emydidae. Gene Ontology annotation, cellular component: membrane. Gene Ontology annotation, molecular function: oxidoreductase activity, acting on paired donors, with oxidation of a pair of donors resulting in the reduction of molecular oxygen to two molecules of water.